UGACCUUUUGCCACGCCCCAAUUGUCACGGUUAUAGGCGGAACCGUGACAAAAGGUCAAUUAUCACGGUUUUAAAAGGAACCGUGACAAAAGGAAAUAAUAUUUUAUUAUUAUUGUUUUGGAACCGUGACAACAGAAGUUCAAUAUCUGGCUCUUAUUUUUCCCUCCCCUCCAAUUUUUCCUGAAAAACCCUACCAGUACUGCACCCUAACCUCUUCUCGCGCGCUCUCAAUCGGUCUCUCUCCAAUAUCUGCCUUCUCAAUCGGUCUCUCUUUCCUGCUCCCUCUCAAUCGCCGGUCGCCGUUCUCCGUCACGCCGUUCGCCGUUCGCGCCGUUCUCGGUUCACGCCGUUCUCUGUCACGCGCACUUCUCUCUCUCGAGCACCAUUGCAAAGCCCAGGUACCUUUCUCUCUAAUAUUCAUCUCUACUACUCCCUAAUUAGUGCUUGCUGCUGUAAUAUUCAUCUCUGCUUCCCCCGUAAACCAACUCAAAUAGUUCAUCUGUAGCUAAGUUUCACUUAGGGUUUUUCUUGGUCCUGCAUUACCUCUAGUUAUUUGGGGCUUCUUUUAAACUGUCCCUCAUGUGGCCAAAAAUCUGGGACUGUUUGAAAUCUGUGUGAUCUGUUGUUGUUGUUGUUCUCCUACUGCUAGUUGCAGACUAUUGUGUGAUUGAGAAAGUUUUUUGCUGCUGUGCCCUGCUCAAAUUGGUACGGGUUUGGAAGUGAUUUGGCCAGACAAUGUGACCAUAUUGCUAUGAGAUUGUGCUUUUCAUCAAACAGAAUUUUUACCUAGUUUGUCUCCUUCUGUUUCUUUCUUUUAUCUUUGUACAGAUGUUGGUGUAUUGGUCCUGGGAGUACACCUAGUACUCUCACAUUAAUAUAUAUCUUAUUUUGGUGAGAAUCAUUUGAAUUGUGCCCUUUUAAGACUGAAAGAUAAAAUUGAUUGUUCCAACUGCAAAAUCACAGAAAAGAAAUUGGGUUAGAGAUCAAGGGGGAAGAAAUUGGGUUAGAGAUCAAUUGUAAUAUCUAAAAUCAUUCCAAGUUAUUUCAAAUCCUGGGCUUAUUUAGUUAGUGUUUAAAAUUUGGGAGUUGUAUAUCUAGGAUCUUUAUUUCAAGGUACGGGUUUCAAUUCCAAGUCAUUCUAAGUUAUUCCAAGGUACGAGUUUCAAUUCCAAGUCAUUCCAAGUUAUUUCAAUUCCAAGUCAUUCCAAGUUAUUUCAAUUCCAAGUCAUUCCAAGUUAUUUCAAAUCUUUAUUUCAAUCAGGGAGUUGUAUAUCUAGGAUCUAUAUAGUAUUGAAUUGGGAGGAUUAAAAAUAGUUGCUUGUAACUCCUAAGUCUCAACUCCUUUAUUCCGAGAUUGGAAUUGCAACUAAGGUUGCUAUUUGAAGCUUUAUAUUUGAGCACCUGAAUGGACAAAAACUGUUCCAGUUUUCAUCAUAUAUUAUAUAUCUCAGUUUUGUAGAAAGGGGCAGAUUCACUGAGAAAUCAAUGAUGCAUGUGGUUCUAGUCUUUUGGUUUGUGGAGAUGAACUUGAGAGAUAGUUAAAGAGUGAGAGAGGCAGAGAGUGAGUGAGAAGCAUGCAUCCCUUCUUUGAUUUGUGUUUUUAUUUAAUUAGAAUUUCCGCUAAUAUGAGUUUGUUAGUAAUGAACAACCCAUGUUCUUAGUUUCUUUCCCCAAUUUAGUUUUUCUAUUUAGGAUCUCAGGAAUCAGUUCAGUUCGCAUGCUUUCUCUUUUGAUUUUUGUUCUCUAGCAUCUUAUUGUGACCUAAUUUGAUUUCGUUCUUGAUGCUUCCAUUUAGCAUGAUAAUUGAUAAGUAUUUAACUUGGUUUUUAGACAUUUAGUUCACAUGAUUUAAAGGACUUAAUGCAGAAAAAGACUAAUAAACAUGGCUACAUGAUUUUAACUGCCCCUAAUACUCUAGUUAAAGAGUGGGAUUUGUAUCAGUUUCCAUGUUCGCGAAUCCAGUAUACCUGAACACAGCUAGGUGUUAAACUAACAGAAAGGAUUAAUUCACAGAGACCGAUUUUCCAUAGAUAACCAUAAUGGGCUGCUGUUUCUGUUGAGAUAUCUUUGCUAUUGCAGUUUGGGCUGCUGUAGGAAGUGAUUUAAGCCUUUUUUGCUGGGGAAAUUGGCUGUUGUUUUGUGUUUUGCUGAGGUCUUGUGGGCUGGUUUUGGUGCUGAGAAUUUAGUUAUGUUGUUACUGUUAUCAUGAGAAAUUAAUUUCCUGGCGCUGUGCUGUUUUGGCUGCUGUUUCAUGAUAUUUUAUUCAUGUAUUUGGGGUUAUAUUGGCCUGCUGGAUUAGGCAAUCUGGUUGGUUUUUUCUGUACAUUUUUCCAGCACAAUCUGGUUGGUUUUUUCUGUACAUUUUGCUAGUACAAUCUGGUUGGGUUCUCUUUAAUUAUUGCUUUUGGCUCUGUUUGAAUAGAUUUAUUCGAAGUUGAAGAUCGAAGAGCCAAGCUGAUUGCCACUGACUUAGAGGACCAGUCUGAUUCUAAAUAUCCAGGUAUGGACCGUAAAUGGAUGUUUGCUAAUCGCUUAUCCGAUGAAUAUGCUGCUGGGGUGAAAGAGUUUGUUAAAUUUGCGGUUCAAAAUGCAAAGAACCCAAAUAGUUUGCUAUGCCCUUGUUUAGUUUGUUGGCAUGGUAUUCGAGUUAAUCCAUCUGAAUUAGAAGAUCAUCUAAUUUGCAAGGGAAUUGAUAAAAACUAUAUAUGUUGGUCAAAUCAUGGCGAGUCCAGAUUUGAUUCUGGUGAUGCUGCAGAUAGUGUGAGAUCUGCCUCAUUUGGAGCAGAGGAAGAUGCAUGUGAUGGUGACCGUGUUGAGGAAAUGGCGAAGGCGGUUGAAGAUGAUCUUCGUGAUUGUCCUCAAAUGUUUGAGAGGCUGAAAAAUGAUGCGGGGACACCUCUUUAUAAUGGAUGCUCUAAAUUCACAAGACUAUCUGCGGUCUUAAAGCUGUACAACUUGAAAGCUGCCAAUGGAUGGACUGAUACGAGCUUCACCAACCUACUAACACUCUUAAAAGAUAUGCUUCCAGAGGGAAACGUUCUUCCCGGUCGACUAUAUGAGGCUAAACAAAUGUUGUGCUCUAUUGGAAUGAGUUAUGAGAGGAUUCACGCAUGUCCUAAUGACUGCAUAUUAUUUCGAAAUGAAUAUGAAUCUCUUAAGUCAUGUCCCAAAUGUAAAGCUCCACGAUAUAAGAAGGAAAAUUCAUGUCCUUUAAAAGUGUUAUGGUAUUUCCCCAUAAUACCCAGAUUUAGGCGCAUGUACCGCAGUGCAGAAGUUGCAAAACAGUUGACUUGGCAUAAAUAUAGAGGAGAAGGAGAUGGAAUGCUUCGACACCCGGCAGAUUCUCCCCAAUGGAGCAAAAUUGAUUCUGACUAUUCUGAAUUUGGCAAAGAGGAAAGAAACCUACGCCUUGCAUUGUCUACUGAUGGAAUAAAUCCACAUAGCCUCCAAAGUAGCACCCACAGUACGUGGCCGGUGAUACUAGUGAUCUAUAACCUACCUCCUUGGCUUUGUAUGAAGCGCAAGUACAUGAUGUUAUCAAUGUUAAUUUCUGGGCCUCAACAACCAGGAAAUGAUAUAGACAUAUACUUGUCUCCUUUAAUUGAAGAUCUGAAGAAAUUAUGGGAGGUAGGGGUGGAGGUGUAUGAUGGGUCAAGGGAAGAAACUUUUAGGUUGAGGGCAAUGUUGUUUGGUACGAUCAAUGAUUUCCCGGCAUAUGGCAACUUGUCGGGAUAUAGUGUAAAAGGAAAACUUGCAUGCCCUAUAUGUGAAGAUGAUACAAUUUCAAUGCGAUUAGAUCAUUGUAAAAAGAAUGUUUUCCUCGGACAUCGUAGAUUCUUGCGAACAACACAUCGUUAUCGGGGGUGGACAAAAGCUUUCAAUGGUAAUAAAGAAGAAGGUAGAGCUAGAAAGCCAUUGAAGGGUAGUGAUCUGAUUGCCAAGGUGAAGAACGUGAAGUGUAAAUUUGGCAAGACAUUCAAAAAACAACUUCCUAAAUGUGGUUGGAAGAAAAAGUCAAUUUUCUUUGAGUUGCCAUAUUGGGAGUCACUUCAUGUGAGACAUUUUCUUGAUGUGAUGCAUAUUGAGAAGAAUGUUUUUGAAAGUGUUAUAGGUACUUUACUAAAUGUGCCGGGCAAGACUAAAGAUAGCAUCAAUGCAAGACUUGAUUUGGUUAGCAUGGGCAUAAGAAAAGAAUUAAGACCGGUGAAGAAGGGGAAACGUACGUAUCUACCUCCAGCAGCCUAUACGCUAAGCAGGAAAGAGAAAAUUGCUUUGUGUAAAUUUCUUAGUGGGGUAAAAGUUCCACACGGCUACUCUUCAAAUAUUAAGAACCUUGUAUCAAUGAAAGACCUUAAGUUAAAGGGAUUGAAGACUCAUGAUUGUCAUGUUCUUAUGGAGAACUUGUUACCUGUGGCUUUACGCUCCAUUUUGCCAGAAAAAGUGCGAGAUGCCAUUACAAGAUUGUGUCUCUUCUUCAAGGCAAUUUGCAGCAAAGUGAUUGACCCUUCUAAGUUGUCAGCAUUGCAAAGACAAAUUUCUACAACUUUGUGUGAUCUUGAGAUGUACUUCCCACCUUCAUUUUUUGACAUAAUGGUUCAUCUAACCAUUCACUUGGUGAGAGAGAUACAAAUGUGCGGGCCAACUUAUAUGAGAUGGAUGUACCCUUUUGAGCGUUACAUGAAGGUUUUAAAAGGUUAUGUAAAAAACCGAAGCAGACCUGAGGGGUGUAUGGUUGAACGGUAUGUAGUCGAAGAAGCUAUUGAAUUUUGUACCGAAUACCUAUCCAAUGUUGAAUCUAUAGGGCUUCCGAAGUCUCAUCACACACGAAGUAUAGAAGGGGAAGGGCUCUUUAAAAGCGAGAUAAUAACAAUACAAGGUAAAGAAUGGCAACAAGCACACUUAUAUGUUUUGCACAAUGCAGCUGAAGUUGGGCCAUAUGUUGACAAGCACAAGGAAGUGAUUAAGGGGUUGAAUCUCAAUAGGUCUGAUAAUUGGUUAGCAAAGGAGCACAAUCGGACUUUUAUAAAAUGGCUAAAGGAUCACGUUUAUAAGGAGUGGGAAGAAGAUCCUACCUCGGUUUCAGAGAGGUUGAAAUGGUUGUCGAGGGGUCCAAGUAUGCAUGUCUUUAAUUACAACGGCUAUGUAAUUAAUGAUUAUACAUUUUACACAGAAGCCCAAGAUGAUCGGAGUACAAUGCAAAAUAGUGGGGUGACUCUUGUUGCUAGAUCUAUGCAUGUCUCUAGCGCCAAAGAUAGGAACCCCAUAUAUGCAGACAUGUCAUACUUUGGGGUGAUUCAACACAUAUGGGAGCUAGACUACACAACAUUUCAGGUUCCUGUGUUUGGUUGUAAGUGGGUUGACAAUAAUUCUGGUGUACAAAUUGAUGACUCAGGGUUCAUUCAGGUUGAUCUUAAUAGGGUGGGGUUCAAAGAUGAUCCUUUUAUUUUGGCCUCUCAAGCAGAGCAAAUAUUCUAUGUCCCUGAUCCUGCUAACAAUAAAAGGUCCAUUGUUUUAUUAUCAAAUAAAAUAAAUGUCAACAACGAGGAUGGACAAUAUGUUCAGGAAGAUAAUGCUAUUGAAGAUGACCCUUUCUUCGGGAUAUCAAAACCAAUUGACACCGAUUCAGAUGAAGAUGAUAGUUAUUAUGUUAGAGAUGAUCAUGAUGAGGGAAUUUGGAUGAAUAUAGCCUUUCAUAAUAAAAUUGAAACCACACGUAUGCGCAUAUUGAAGAAAAGGAAAAGAACUACUAAAACAAGUUAA
Messenger RNA from Lotus japonicus, 5760 nucleotides. RefSeq lists its product as uncharacterized. The record is from RefSeq and is a predicted model, not a curated record. Bases 2503 to 5760 code for a protein of 1085 amino acids. The transcript is spliced from 2 exons. NCBI's taxonomy places the organism in Eukaryota, Viridiplantae, Streptophyta, Magnoliopsida, Fabales, Fabaceae.